CCAUAUAUCGGUCGUAAUCUGUUUAGAAAGGGAAUUAAUUGAAAAGGAUACUUCAAAUACGUUUAAUACAAAAAUAAAACUUAGAACUUUUCAUCAAUCAUUGAUGAUGGAUUUCACGGAUGCAGACAUGAAGGAAGCUAAAACUUUCGGAGAGUUUUACAUUAACAAAAUAGAGAAUCAUAAAAACCUGUUCAAGUAUUACCUAGCUGAUAAUGUGGUUUUGGAUUGGUUCGGACAGACAGUCAGAGGAGACAAAAAAGUUAACGAAUUUCUGAAGAAGACGUUAGCUUCAGUGAAUCAUCUGCUGUCCGAUGCUGUGCCUGCGAAGAAGAUAGGUUUCAGAGAUACUCACAUUAUCAAAGUGCCAAAGGAACCCAAAGUGAUACCGAUCGGUCUGAUGAGCCCUCCAAGGACUUUCCUACCGAAAAACCAGACGAAAACGCCGAAGAAGCAGUCAAUAGCUUCUACGAGUCGUCAUCGAUCGCCGAGGGAGAGAAGAGAAAGCGAUAGCGUAAACCAGGAGGUGUCGGAGUUUCCCACUUCGCCCGCCAAGAAAAUGAAGACGCUCGCGGGGGACUUUGCUGAAAUGAAUUCGGAAACUGUGGAAGACGAAUACGAUACCAUCACCACGCCUUCCCAAAAACUGAAGUACAUUGUAUCAGAAGGCUCCGUAGAAUUUCACAAGCCGAGUUUAAAAAAACUGCAAGCAGAGACGAAAUGGCGAAGGCCCUGUAAAUUGAGUAUAGCGUAUUCUUCUACGAACUGCACCGACUACACCAUUUACCUGAUUAUAUACGAGGGUAACAACAAGUGUCGGCGAAACCUGAUGAAGGAGUUCGAAGCCGAAGAGCAGGAGAACUGAACUUUUCGCGUAAAAUUUUCUAUCGAUGUCGAGUUGGGCCUGCAAUCCAUGUGAGGUAGGAGGUUUUGUCGAUGUUGUUUUUUUGGUGAGGGGCAUUUUGUUAAGUGAAAAUUGAAGCGAUUGAAAAUGGGGAGGGUUUCUAUUACAGGUACCGGACUGAGUCAUGGCCGGUGGGAUAAAUUGUACAUACAUACUUAUUGUAUUGAGGAAGGGGCUUCUCACCCGCCAUGACUCAGUCUGGCAGCUGUAGUUACCAAGAGGUGUGUUUGAUAGACCAAUAGGUAUCCUAUCAAAUUGAAUCUAUUUAUAUUUUAUAGCUCUAUGUAAAUCAGUCGUACUGAAAACAUACUUUUGAAUUAUCAGUCUUGUUUACUUCAGAUAUAAUCAUAGAAUUGAAUUUGAAAACUUUUCUCACUUGAAUUGUACUCAGUUCGAAUCUAGUCACUAACACAUUCUUUCAAACAAAAAAUUCGAGUUAUUUGUUAUCCUGCAAAUUAAUUUUUUUGAAUUGCAAUUUACCUUUUUGAAAAUUCAUUGCCUCUAUAAUCUACCUCACGUGGAUCGUGAUCCCCGUAGAGUUUUUUUGUUGAUUUAUUAUCGGUUAUUGAUAGGUUUAGUGCAAUUGUUUGUUGAUUAUUAGAUGUUUAUGUUUCCUAUGACGAACAUUGCAGGUGUGUAUCUUGUUUUGCAAUUAUUUUUGUUGGUCGUACCUGUUCAGUGCAAAUUGUGUAUGAUAGAAUUUUCUUAUUUGUGAAAUCUGAGGAACUGUAUUGAUAUGAUUAGAUAGAUUUAGAGUUAUUUUCUGUGUAGGCGAAAGGCACAGACAAUUUCGUUGCAUUUUUACAGAAAUAUGAAAUAUAUGGUCUGUCAAAAUUAAAACAACGUGAAGAAAUUGAAAUUUGGAAAAAUGUUCCAAUUUUUUAAAAAUGAUUAAACUGGAAGAUCAUAAUUUACCAGAAUGUAUAAAUAGAAAUGAGUGAAUUUUUGAAAUUGUCUGGACCUACAAAGACAUGCUGUGAGUAUGUUGAUUCCCUAUUCUUUCCUUAGACUUUUGUAUAUUUAUUGAAACUGGGAAUUGAAAAUUCCAAAAGCUCUUUAAAAACUGUUCAAUAAUUGCCCGAAGGGACCAAAAUAUAUUCUGAAAGAACCAAAAUUUUAUAAAAUAUUCGUAAUUGUUCAUGAAUAUGGCAUUAUCUGAUAAUUUGAUAGCAAAUUGUGAUUAACGGUUUUUGGAUGUCAGGACAUUGCCAAACUUUGAUGGGAAUUUAUUUUCGUGAAGUACCUGACGAAUUGGUUUCGUGUAAGUAUCAACAAUAUUUUGUUGGAUUCCUAUUUCAAAUUGAUAAUAUUUUCCUAUUAUGUUGUUUGGAUUGGAAAUUGUGGAUAAGUGUUGAAAUUAUGAAAAAACCUGAAAUAAACAGAUAGUCUGAAAAAU
Leptinotarsa decemlineata (Colorado potato beetle) is the source of this 2297-nucleotide messenger RNA. RefSeq lists its product as uncharacterized. The record is from RefSeq and is a predicted model, not a curated record. Lineage: Eukaryota; Metazoa; Arthropoda; Insecta; Coleoptera; Chrysomelidae.